AUGGGUCACUUACUCAAAUCCGAAUCUAGUCUGUAGGUAAAUAUAUUUACAUGUAGUCAGGAAAUUGUGUGAAAUCUACGAAAAGGAGAGUCAACAAAACUUAGCAAUGCUCAGCAAUUCUAGAGGGGAUGGAGCUGCCGAUCCUAGAGACCUGUCAGGUCCACAGAAAGGACUGUCCCGAUUACCUGAGCCUGGUGGAAAAAUCGCCUCUUCCAGGUGGAACUGGAUGUUUAAAGCAAAUGCUCCCAUGUUUCACGCCAACUCUGGUUUAUGAAUUCGUCUCUGAGGAGCUCUGCUCACACGAACCAGUUGUCUUCAGCAGAUUCAUUCACUUCUAACUGUUACUGGGAGUCCCCGUGAUUCGGGCCGUGGGUUGGUGCUGCCGUGACGGGGCGGAAGCUCUGCUCCGGUCCCCACAGCAGGGUGCGCAGGUAUGGCGUCUCAGGUUUAACGAGGCUUGACUCCUUGUUAGACGACGCUUCCCAGUAUUUAGGAUAGUCCCUCCUGUCGGGCCCCUGGAAGUUCUGCCCCGAGUAACAUUCGGGGUGAGCGAGGACGUCUGCUACAGCGUGGAAGGCUGCUGAUGUGCACGUAGGUGCGUCCUCAGACCAGAAAGCAGCCCAAGCCAUCGCCACGCCGCCCCCCACCCCCCCGAAACGGGGCUGCCCAUGCAAAUCAGCCGCGGUCGGGCCCGCCCACCCCACGGCUCCGGAAGCUGCAGUCCCCUUGCCCAGCUCCGCGCGGCGGCUCCCGGGGCCACAUUUCCGCCGGGCCGCCUGCCUAGCUGCGAUGGCGUUGCAGAUGGCUGCGCGGCGCGGGCGGCCAGUGCGGGUGCUGGUGGACAUGGACGGCGUUCUGGCGGAUUUCGAGGCCGGCCUCCUGCGGGGCUUCCGCCGAAGCUUCCCCCGGGAGCCGUACGUGCCGCUGCAGGAGCGCCGCGGCUUCCUCGCCUGCGAGCAGUACCGAGCCCUGCGCCCGGACCUGGCGGACAAAGUGGCCAGUGUGUAUGAAGCCCCAGGCUUUUUCCUAGACUUGGAGCCCAUCCCUGGAGCCUUGGAAGCAAUGCGGGAGAUGAAUGACAUGCAGGACACCGAGGUCUUCAUCUGCACCAGCCCUCUGAUGAAGUACGACCACUGUGUGCACGAGAAGUACCGCUGGGUGGAGAAGCACCUGGGGCCCCAGUUUGUGGAGCGCAUUAUCUUGACGAGGGACAAGACGGUGGUCUUGGGGGACCUGCUCAUUGAUGACAAGGACACCAUUCAAGGCCAAGAGGAGACCCCAAGCUGGGAGCACAUCUUGUUCACCUGCUGCCACAACCAGCACCUGCCCCUGCCCCCCCCACGGAGACGGCUGCUCUCCUGGAGUGACAACUGGAAGGAGAUUAUAGAUAGCAAGCGGGGAGCCCUGCAGCGGGACCAAACCGGCCUGGGGCCGCCCCAGGAAUAAGGCGAGGGGCCAUGGCCGUGGACAGUAGCUGAAGGAAGGGAAGGCAGACCAGCAGGGAGCCCAGGCAGAACUGAGCGACAGGGCAGCAUCAUGGCAAUGACCCCUCAGCACUGUGCCAGCCACCUGAACCCUCCUGGCAGAGCUGGCCUGGAAACAUGGUGGGAAAAUCAGGAACCUUUUUAAUAAAACACUUUGGCUCACUGCU
This is a messenger RNA of Aethalodelphis obliquidens (Pacific white-sided dolphin), 1651 nucleotides long. It is a transcript of the gene NT5C, whose product is annotated as 5', 3'-nucleotidase, cytosolic. NCBI's taxonomy places the organism in Eukaryota, Metazoa, Chordata, Mammalia, Artiodactyla, Delphinidae. Gene Ontology annotation, molecular function: 5'-nucleotidase activity. Bases 790 to 1446 code for a protein of 218 amino acids. Gene Ontology annotation, cellular component: mitochondrion. The record is from RefSeq and is a predicted model, not a curated record. The transcript has 5 exons. Gene Ontology annotation, biological process: pyrimidine deoxyribonucleotide catabolic process.